AGAGAGAGAGAGAGAGAGAGAGAGAGAGAGAAGGAAGGAAAAUAAAGAUAUAUAUAUAUAUAUAUGAAAAUGUCAUACAAGAGAAUUUCUAUGGACACUAGUGUUCUCGAAAAAUUAAUUCCAACGCAUUCCGACGAGGAUACCAUGGAGGAAAAAAAAGCGAGGGAAGAAACAACAACGAAAGAUACAGGAUACGGAACUGUCAAAUACAAGGACGAAAUCAACGAAUCCUCGUGGAAAUUUUGGAAGAAAAGAAGAUACGUUGUGGCGAUUUUAGCGUUUCUAGGAUUUUUCACUUCUUAUAUACUUCGCGUUAAUUUGAGCGUCGCGAUAGUUGCGAUGACUGAAGAUAAGAUCGACGAGAAUGGAAAAAUUUAUCAGAAAAAAGAAUUCGAUUGGGAUUCGAAAACGAAAGGACUUGUUUUGAGUUCAUUUUUUUAUGGAUAUUUGAGUACCCAAUUAUUAGGUGGAUGGUUGGCUGCUAGAGUUGGAGGUAAAAGAGUAUUUGGUCUUGGUAUUGCAGCAACAGCAUUGUUUACUAUCAUUACGCCUCCUCUUGUUAGAGCAAGCGUAUAUAUUCUAAUCGUUUUACGUAUUGUUGAAGGAAUUUGUGAGGGUGUUACAUAUCCUUGCAUACAUGCAAUUUGGGCUAAUUGGGCACCCCCAUUGGAAAGAUCGAAAUUAGCAACCUUGGCAUUUUCUGGUAGCUUUUUAGGAACCGUUUUUGCUAUGCCUGUUUCUGGUAUAAUGGCUGAACAUCUCGGUUGGUCUUCAGUUUUCUACGUAUUUGGAGCAAUAGGGCUUAUUUGGUUCUUUGCUUGGUGGAUCCUAGUCAAAGAUCAUCCUGCAGAUGAUCCUAGAAUAUCUCAAGCUGAAUUGGAAUAUAUUCAAAAUAGUAUCGGUAUUACCGUAAACAAAAUGAAAGUAAAACAUCCGUGGAAAGCUAUGUUGAGUUCUCCACCUGUUUGGGCUAUAGUCGCUGCUCAUUUCAGUGAAAAUUGGGGAUUUUAUACCAUGUUAACCCAAUUGCCAACAUUUAUGAAGGACGUCCUCAAAUCCGAAUUGGAAGCAACCGGUUUUAUGUCUGCUCUUCCUUAUUUGGCGAUGACCAUAGUCGUUCAAUGUUCCGGUCAACUGGCUGAUUAUUUGAGAACAAAAAAUCUUUUGACGACUACUCAGGUUCGUAAAAUAUUUAACUGCGGUGCAUUUAUCUUUCAAACAAUCUUUAUGAUCUCUACUGCCUUUAUCUCGACUAAAGUAGGAGCAGUUAUCUGUAUCACCAUAGCGGUUGGCCUUGGUGGCUUUGCUUGGUCUGGCUUUGGAGUCAAUCACUUGGACAUUGCUCCAAAACAUGCCAGUGUUUUAAUGGGAAUAGGUAAUACAAUUGCAACAUUACCAGGCGUCGUGAGUCCCAUUAUUACUGGAUACGUCGUUCAAAAUAAAAGUGCAACAGAAUGGAGGACAGUAUUUAUUAUUGCUGGUUCAGUGUAUCUCAUAGGUGCUAUAAUUUAUGGUAUUUUUGCAUCCGGUGAAAAACAAAGUUGGGCCGAUGAUACUUCGAAAAAACAAGGCGAAGAAGUAGUUUAUGAUAAUCCAGGAUUAGAAAUAGAUAAUUUAUAAUUAAUAAAUAUUUUAAUGAAAAAAA
This is a messenger RNA of Vespa mandarinia (Asian giant hornet), 1645 nucleotides long. It is a transcript of the gene MFS9, whose product is annotated as major facilitator superfamily transporter 9. Gene Ontology annotation, cellular component: membrane. Lineage: Eukaryota; Metazoa; Arthropoda; Insecta; Hymenoptera; Vespidae. The record is from RefSeq and is a predicted model, not a curated record. Gene Ontology annotation, molecular function: transmembrane transporter activity. Gene Ontology annotation, biological process: transmembrane transport; monoatomic anion transport.